CCAUAGACAAAACGACGAAGUAGUGUCUCGCGAGAAUUUCAGUCCUUCCAGUCCAGCUUGUCCUUGCUAAGUUGAGAUGGGGUACUGGGAUUUACCAGAGGGCACAGACUGCGUCGAAAAAACAUGGCUCACUACCAAACUAGGCACGGCUUUGGGCCUGGUUGGUUCAGCCUAUCACAUCGUGGCAUUCCAGCCUGAGUCUGCAUUGACAGCGCUGCAGAGGGCUACCAAUACAACUGUUACCAUGGCCACCAUGGGAGCCAUCUUCGGAAUGGCAACGUGCCUCAGUGCUCAGGCUCGUGAAGCUCCAGAUGACCCACUUAAUUACUUCAUCGGAGGCUGUACCUCUGGGAUCUUCCUGGGAGCCAGAACCCACAGUGCUAUGACCGGUACAUCGGCAUGUCUGGGUCUGGGUACACUGGCCUUUUUCACAAAAGUCGGCAAGAUGGAGGGCUGGAAGCUAGCUGGUCCCCCCAGAGUAUGAGGAGGAAGAUUACUGUACUAUGAGUUGUAUUGUAAAAAGAGUGUAAUAAAGUUCUUGAAAAUGGCAAAGUGCCAGAAACAAUUCAUUUGAUCAUUGCAGAUAAUAAAUUCUGAAAUUUA
Molecule: messenger RNA, 603 nt
Organism: Scatophagus argus
Lineage: Eukaryota; Metazoa; Chordata; Actinopteri; Scatophagidae
Gene: ndufa11
Product: NADH:ubiquinone oxidoreductase subunit A11
Exons: 4
Coding region: 77-484 (135 amino acids)
Biological process (GO): mitochondrial respiratory chain complex I assembly
Source: RefSeq, a predicted model, not a curated record